AUGUCGGUCUAUGAAGUAACAAAGGACUCGAAAUUGAUAAGAGAAGAUAUUAUCGAUUUAGAGAAAAAUACAACAUCGUCAUUGAACUCAUUUGAACAAGAGGAUGAUUCAAAUAAAAUUAGUGAUGGUAAAGAAGAUGGCGUCCGUCUUAAAAAAGAGUUGAAAGCUCGUCACAUUUCAAUGAUAGCAAUCGGCGGUUCUUUAGGUACUGGUCUUUUAAUCGGUACUGGUACAGCUUUAAGAACUGGCGGUCCAGCUUCAAUUUUAAUCGCUUAUUCAUUCGUCGGCAUUCUAGUAUUCUUUGUUAUGGCUUGUCUUGGUGAAAUGGCUACUUACAUUCCAUUAGAUGGUUUCACAAGUUACGCCACUCGUUACUGUGAUCCAGCCUUAGGUUUCGCCGUAGGUUACUGUUAUCUGUUUAAAUAUUUCAUCAUCACCCCAAAUCAAUUAACUGCAGGUGCUUUAGUAAUUCAGUAUUGGAUAGAUAGAGAAACUGUUAAUCCAGGUGUCUGGAUUACUAUCUUCUUGGUAGUAAUUGUCAUCAUCAACACUGUAGGUGUAAGAUAUUUCGGUGAAUUCGAGUUUUGGUUAUCAAGCUUUAAAAUCAUGGUAAUGUUCGGUGUAAUUCUAUUUUUAUUCAUUAUUAUGUUAGGUGGCGGUCCAAAUCAUGACAGAUUGGGUUUCAGAUAUUGGAAAAAUCCAGGUGCUUUUAAACCUUAUUCCGAAUCUAUCACAGGCUCAAAAGGUAAAUUCGUUUCAUUCGUCGCAGUAUUCGUUUAUGCUCUGUUUGCUUAUUUAGGUAUCGAAUUAACUGGUAUCGUUGCUGCAGAAGCUGAGAAUCCAAGAAGAAACAUCCCUCGUGCCAUCAAAUUAACAAUGUACCGUAUUAUAUUAUUUUACAUUGUCACGAUCUUUUUAUUAGGUAUGUGUGUCGCUUACAAUGAUCCAAGACUAUUAGCCGCGGCUCAUGCUUCAACUUCCGCUGCUGCCUCUCCUUUUGUAGUCGCUAUCCAAAACUCUGGUGUCAGAGCAUUACCUCAUAUUUUCAAUGUAUGUGUCCUGAUAUUCGUCUUUAGUGCUUGUAAUUCAGAUCUAUACGUUGGAACAAGAAGUUUAUAUAGUCUGGCAAUUGAUGGUAAAGCUCCAAAACUUUUUGCUAAAACAAAUAGAUGGGGUGUCCCUUAUAAUGCUUUGUUUGGUUGCUUCUUGUUCUGUUUAUUGGCUUAUAUGAAUGUUUCCUCAGGCUCUGCUCAAAUUUUCAACUAUUUCGUUAACGUUGUCUCUAUCUUCGGUAUUUUAAGUUGGAUCUCAAUCUUAAUUACUUAUAUCUUUUUCUACAGGGCAUGUAUUGCCCAAAACGUCGACAGAAAUUCUUUUGCGUACAGAGCCCCAUUUCAACCAUAUGGUGCAUACAUAACUUUGUUCUUCUGUGUUUUAAUUGCAUUUAUCAAGAACUUCACAGUUUUUAUUGGAGAAUUUGAUUACAAAUCUUUCAUAACUGGUUACAUAGGUUUACCUUUGUAUGUUAUCUUCUAUUUCGGUUACAAGAUAAUUUACAAAACGAAAUUAGUCAAAGCUGAAGAAGCUGAUUUAUAUUCUUUCAAAGAAGCUAUUGAUCGUGAGGAGGCCGAAGGUAAAAUUAAAGAAGCAGAAGCAAAAGAAAGACUAAAAAAUUCAAAGAAAUCUUUGAAAUGGUUCUACGAAAAGUACUUGGGUUAUAUAUUUUAA
This is a messenger RNA of Vanderwaltozyma polyspora DSM 70294, 1728 nucleotides long. It is a transcript of the gene DIP5, whose product is annotated as dicarboxylic amino acid permease. The record is from RefSeq and is a predicted model, not a curated record. The transcript has a single exon. The coding region runs from base 1 to 1728 and encodes 575 amino acids. Lineage: Eukaryota; Fungi; Ascomycota; Saccharomycetes; Saccharomycetales; Saccharomycetaceae. Gene Ontology annotation, molecular function: amino acid transmembrane transporter activity. Gene Ontology annotation, cellular component: membrane. Gene Ontology annotation, biological process: amino acid transmembrane transport.